AUGCCAUCAAAAUUUAUCCGUUAUCGUUCCUUAAUACCAGUGGUUGAUCAAGAAUCAAUUAAGGAUAGCUAUUGUUGGAAUGCAUUUUUGGAAGAGAUACUGGUGAAGUUAGAUCGAUGUGGUGAUGUUAAUUCACGUUGUCCUGCUUAUGUUGUACCGGUGGAAUAUUUUUAUCAAGCACCAUUUGCGGAAUAUAUGAAGUAUAUUGAUACAAGUGUUAAGAUUGAAGUGGCAUUAUAUGGUGACUAUGGUUACAACUCUAAAUCCAUGAAGUUGUAUUGGUUUGCUCGUGUGAUGAAAGUUGCGGGUUAUCGUUUAUUGCUUCGAUACGAGGGAAUGGAUGAAAUAGGUGAUAACGCAUAUGAUUUUUGGGUUAAUAUUGGAUCUGAAGAUAUUAGACCCAUCGGUUACUGCGCAGAAAAAACUGAAACUCGAGCUUUGGUACCACCAGAAGUAAUUCAUAAAAGGCAGUCGAAUUGGCGGAAGUACAUCCUUUGCCAAAUACAUACUUACAGAACUAUCGCUAUCAACUGGCCGAAAAUACAAGUUGGAAAACUGAGUAUCCGUAAAUUUAAGAAAGGAGAUCAUGUGGAACUGCUGGAUUCAAUAGUUACUUUGAGAGUCCGUCCAGCGUGUGUGGAAAAAGUGAUUGGUACUCGAAUACAUGUGCGUGUAAGCCACAUGUUUCUUGAUCGAUCUACAGUUGAUGACAAUGACAGUCAGAUUACUGAAGGGGUUUGGAUGGAUCAAGAUUCGCCUCUAAUCUUUCCUGUUGGAUGGGCGCUAAAAGUUGGAUAUAAAUUGGAUGCAAAUGAUGAUUAUAUCAAUCAUGCAAAAGAAAUUUCAGUUGCUUUAAAAUUGGAAUCAGAUAAAAACCCAUAUGAAAAACGUGACACGAAGCCGUCUACGUUCAAAACAAAUAUUGAAGCAGAAGCUGAAGAAGAUAACAUUAAAUGGGAAAAAGGAAUGAAGCUGGAAGUAUUAGAUCCAUUGGGUACCUGGAAGGAAUUACGAGUAUCAACUGUUAUCGAAGUUAUGAAUAAUGGCUUCCUCAAAAUUGGUUUUGACGGUGAAAAAGCGGAAGAUGACUCGGUACCACUACAUUCCACUUCAGAGUUAUUGUUUCCUGUUGGUUAUGCGGAGAAAUAUGGCAUCAAAUUGAAGGGACCGAAAAAUACAGGAUUUUUUGAUUGGACUGCUUAUUUGAGACAAUCCAAUGCUAUUGCUGCACCUGAAGAGCUUUUCAAUAAAUUCAACGAUGAUGUUUUAAGCAAUUUCAAGGUUUCUUACAUCAGUGAUGUUGGAGAAUUAUGUUAUAACCACCUAGUUUUCAGCAUUUUCAAACAGUAUUAUAGAGGAUACGGAAGGGGACAAGAAGCGAAGAAUCUCAGAAGGCUGUAGUGAUGUGCUUCGGGGUUGUUUGUCGUUGAUUUUCGGGAUUUUUAGAAGUCCAUUUUUGUCGAAAUCCUUGUAAGUGUAUCUCAUAAUAAAAAGCUUAAUCCUUCUUAACUUUGCAAAGAUUGGAGCAAAACUGGAAGCGGCUGAUAUGUGUGAACCAUAUUUGAUAUGCCCAGCGACGAUAGCAGGUCACCACGGACGACUUCUACGAAUCGAGUAUGACGGAUGGGGUAGCAGCUUCAAUCAGCUGUUCGAUUAUAGAUCAGCUAACAUUUUUCCCCUCGGCUGGUGUGAAAUGCAUGGUUAUAAACUGGAAGCACCAAAGAUUCCAAAGAUUUCAAGGAUUUCACACGUACCGAAAAAGAAAAGAAAGAAAGAGUGCAAGGAUAAUUUUGAAACAGCUAAUUCCGGUUGAUCUCUUUUUUCCUGAUCUUUUACGUGGAA
Molecule: messenger RNA, 1842 nt
Organism: Loa loa (African eye worm)
Lineage: Eukaryota; Metazoa; Nematoda; Chromadorea; Rhabditida; Onchocercidae
Exons: 10
Coding region: 1-1401 (466 amino acids)
Biological process (GO): regulation of DNA-templated transcription
Cellular component (GO): nucleus
Source: RefSeq, a predicted model, not a curated record